Messenger RNA from Babesia microti strain RI, 1722 nucleotides. RefSeq names its product MT-A70. Gene Ontology annotation, cellular component: RNA N6-methyladenosine methyltransferase complex. Bases 1 to 1722 code for a protein of 573 amino acids. Lineage: Eukaryota; Apicomplexa; Aconoidasida; Piroplasmida; Babesiidae. The transcript is spliced from 5 exons. The record is from RefSeq and is a predicted model, not a curated record.
AUGGAUAAUGAACAAGAAUGUCUAGUCGAUAAUGUAGUGGAAUGUAUAGUAAAUGAUGCCCAAAUUGAGUACCCAACUAAUACAUUUGAGUUAGCGUUAAUUUUGCUCAAAUUGCUGCAUUCCGGCGGUAUUAAGUUGGACCUUCCUCUUGAAAUCCUGAAGUUGCGUAAAUUACUUAUAAAUUCUUUCCCAGAUUACGCCAAAACACACCUUCUUUACCUCGUAAGGUAUAGGAAUUUUUACAAAUUAUUGCAAUUCUUAUCGUGUAAUGAGAAACCACUAAAUUAUACCGAAUUCUUUAAACUUAAGACAAAGUGCUACAAUAAUAUACAGGAUACUCUCAUAAAACACAAGUAUGAGCAGUUGUACAACAAAGAAUUCAAUACUAAUAACAAUUUCAUUAACGACAUGACCAACGAAUCGUACCACUUUCUCAAUGUUACGCAACCAUGCAUCGAUAUAAAACUGUCAAAAGGCAUAUUUUACGUGACUAAAAUACACGGAGAGGCCAUUACUAUUUUGCUUGAGUCUUAUGAUGGAUUGUACAGCAAAAUUGACACAAAUUACAUCGCAAAUUCGCAACUAGUUGGCACGAUGGUAAAUCAAUUAAAUCACUCACCAUCUAAUACAACAAGUAAAAUUCUAUGUGAUGAUGUACAAGAAAGUUUCAUUGAUCAGUUUAAUUCUAUGGGAAACAAAAUUGAUUUUAAGAGUUCAAAACUUAAGGAUCAAAUUGUAGAGAUGAUAAAUAAGCCUACAAUGAACACUAGAGUGUUUUCCAAGUACUACAAGAACAUAAUGGGCAAAUCUAUAAGACAAAUGUGUCCAUAUGGUACCCUAAGGGAGUGUAAAAUUCAGAAUGCUAGAAAUGUCCAGUUAAUGGACACAUCUCAAAUUUCCUUCUGUAAAAACGCUCAUUAUAGGCCAAUAAUUCUCCCACAUACUGAUAAGAAAAUAGGCGCUUGCUCAUAUUUGGAUACAUGUAGACACAUUGAGAAUUGUCGUUUUGUACACUAUGAAAUAGUGAUGCCAAACUUCUCAAAAUCCAUUAUCAAUGGCCCAAAUGAUGAGUUUGCCAUUGGACAUAUUUACCAAUUGCCAACGAUAAAAAUACCCCCCCAGUGGAUAAAUUGUGACGUGCGUAAGAUUGAUUUUAGAAUUUUUAACCCGUAUGUCAAGGUAAUAAUGGCGGAUCCACCAUGGGAUAUCCACAUGGAUCUGCCAUAUGGUACGUUGAAGGAUUCUGAAAUGAAGGAAUUACAGCUAAAGGAUGUGCAAGAUGAGGGUUUGUUGUUUCUUUGGGUUACUGGCAGGUCUAUGGAACUGGCCCGUGAAUGUAUGGAUAUUUGGGGGUACAAAAGAGUAGAGGAGAUUUUGUGGAUCAAGAUAAACCAAUUGCAGCGUCUAGUACGCACAGGUCGUACUGGUCAUUGGAUUAAUCAUUCAAAAGAGCAUUGUCUUGUGGGUAUCAAAGGCAACCCGAAUUUAAAUCGCAACAUUGACUGUGAUGUAAUACUUUCAGAAGUGAGGGAAACUUCUAGAAAGCCCGAUGAGAUAUACAGGAUAAUUGAAAGGAUGUGUCCAAAUGAUCUCAAACUGGAGAUUUUUGGUAGGCACCAUAACACACGCAACAAUUGGAUCACCCUAGGUAAUCAAUUGAAUGGCAUUAAUAUCAUCCAUCCAGAGAUUAAGGAAAGGCUCAAAACAACCUCAAUUAUAUAA